GAGGUGCUGCAUGUUGCAGGAGUGGAAAUGCAGUUAACAGCUGCUGUUUCAUUUUUGACUGUUCUACAAGAGGAGUCAGUGUCCAUUCACACAUACUCCCACUCCUUCCUACACAUCAUUCUCCAAAACGUGGAACACAGAGAUGCAGGUGUCAGCAAUGCAUGGCUAGAAACUCUUCUUGCUGUAAUAGAAGCUUUACCAAAAGAGACUAUCAGACAUGAGAUCCUGAAUCCACUAGUUUCCAAAGCACAGCUUUCUCAAACACUUCAGUCCCGCCUAGUUAGUUGUAAAAUCAUGGGAAAAUUAGCUAACAAAUUUGAAGCUCAUAUUAUUAAAAGAGACAUUCUUCCAUUGGUAAAAUCAUUGUGCCAGGACGUGGAAUAUGAAGUUAGAACUUGCAUAUGUCGGCAACUGGAACAUAUAGCUCAAGGAAUAGGGACAGAACUAACAAAAACUGUGGUGCUUCCUGAGUUAGUAGAACUUGCAAGAGAUGAGGGUAGCAGUGUACGUCUUGCAGCUUUUGAGACGUUAGUGAACCUGCUUGAUAUGUUUGAUGCAGAUGAUAGGAGUCAAACUGUGCUUCCCUUAGUGAAAUCAUUCUGUGAAAAAUCCUUCAAAGCAGAUGAAUCUAUCCUAGUUUCUUUAUCUUUCCAUUUAGGGAAACUAUGUAAUGGAUUAUAUGGCAUUUUUACUCCUGAACAGCACUUACGGUUUUUUGAAUUUUAUAAGAAGCUUUCCACACUGGGUUUACAGCAAGAAAAUGGGCACAGUGAUAAUCAACUACAACUUCAAAAUCUGGAACAGGAAAAGAAGCAUAUUUUGGUCAGGAAGAACUGUGCUUACAAUUUUCCAGCCAUGAUUGUUUUUGUGGACCCAAAGAAUUUCCAUUUAGAACUAUAUUCUAUAUUCUUCUGCCUUUGUCAUGACCCUGAAGUUCCCGUCAGAUAUACUAUGGCCUUAAGCUUCUAUGAAGUGGCUAAGCUUUUAAAUUCUGGUGUGUAUACAAUACAUAAAGAACUGGUUACACUAUUGCAAGAUGAGUCACUGGAGGUGCUAGAUGCCCUGGCAGGUCACCUCCCUGAAAUCCUUGAACUAAUGACUAAUGUAGGAGAAAACAGUGGAUCAGAGAACAAGUUAUUGGCUAUUCCUGACUUGAUUACUGCAUUAACAACAGCAGAACAGAGAGCAGCAACUUCUUUGAAAUGGAGAACUCAUGAGAAGUUACUACAAAAAUAUGCAUGUCUCCCUCAUAUCAUAUCAAGUGAUCAGAUUUAUUACCGUUUUCUUCACAGAAUGUUGACAAUCAUUUUGACAAAUAAUGUCCUACCAGUCCAAAAAGCAGCUGCUCGAACUCUCUGCGUUUAUUUGCGUUAUAAUCGCAAACAAGAACAGAGGCAUGAGGUUAUUCAGAAACUGAUUGAACAACUGGGCCAAGGAAAAAGUUAUUGGAACAGACUUCGGUUUUUAGAUACGUGUGAAUUCAUUAUGGAACUGUUUUCAAAAUCAUUCUUCUGUAAAUACUUCUUUCUACCUGUGCUUGAACUUACACAUGAUCCAGUGGCAAAUGUGAGAAUGAAGCUAUGCUAUUUGUUGCCAAAAGUUAAAUCGACUCUGAAGAUACCCGCUGAUAAACAUUUACUUCAGCAGUUAGAGUUAUGUAUAAGGAAACUUCUGUGUCAAGAGAAAGACAAAGAUGUCUUGACUAUUGUAAAAAGAACAGUGUUAGAAUUGGACAGAAUGGAGAUCUCUGUAGAUGCUUUUCAGAAAAGAUUUUACGAAAAUGAUUUAUUGGAUCAAGAAAAAGAGAGACAAGAACAUCUUCUUUUGGAAAUGGAACAAUUAGAAAAAGAGAAGCAGCAAAAUGAAGGAAGAUCUACAAAUAUUAAUAACAAAAUAUUUGAAAAGAAGCGCAGAGACAGUAAAACAUCAUCAGUUUUGGCAAAAAGUAUCACACUGUCUAUUCCUGGAAGCUCUUCUGCUACAUCAGCAGGCAAAGAAGACAAAAAAUCGAAGUUGGUUCGAAGCCAGUCUUUCAGUACUCAAGCGCUACAUCCAAAAUACAGCACCUUAGACAAGUGUCCUAAUAAAAGCUCUGCUACAGGAUAUACAUCUUCAGGAGUGGGAAAGAAUUGUAUGUUAUCCUUUACUGAUGAUUCAUUCCGGACUCAUUCUAGUGGUAAUAGUGGGAAUGUUGCCUUCCCUUCCAGUUCUUCUUCUCGCAACUUAUUUAACUCAACUGACCAGAAGAGCAAUGGAAAUAAGGAGAGUCAGUCCCGAAAGAUGAGCAUAAAAUCCAGAAAAUCAAACUCUUAA
Messenger RNA from Nestor notabilis (Kea), 2313 nucleotides. It is a transcript of the gene PPP4R4, whose product is annotated as protein phosphatase 4, regulatory subunit 4. The annotation marks the transcript as partial. The record is from RefSeq and is a predicted model, not a curated record. The transcript has 22 exons. Gene Ontology annotation, cellular component: protein serine/threonine phosphatase complex; cytosol. NCBI's taxonomy places the organism in Eukaryota, Metazoa, Chordata, Aves, Psittaciformes, Psittacidae. Gene Ontology annotation, molecular function: protein phosphatase regulator activity.